AGGACCUCGGAAGUUCUAAAUAUAGAAAUGAGAUGUAUCCACGAUAUAAUCCACUAUACAUGCGGAGUAGAGAGUAGUGAGUGAGUGAACGAUUUCGGACACAGCCAUAGUUAUAUAAACAACCAGCGUACUAUUUCAAACGCUGAUUGGAUAUGGACGAGUGACGUCACGGUACUCGUCAAUGUAGUAACGCCCCCUCAAAGUUUGCUUUCCUGUUUGCAGUAGCGUCAGUGUGGCUUUCGGUUACGGUAGUCAACAACGUCUUUCUUUCAUACCGUGCGACAAUCUGUUCUAUCUAACCAUUCAGCUGUGCAACUUUGCGUUUUUUGGUGAUAAGCAGCUGGGUGGAUGGAGUCAGCUGGAGUCACACAUGGGCCCAGAACUCAUUCAGCAGCAGCAGAAUAACAAAAGUCCAGACUUGUUCGCACAGGCUAACAAAUACAUUUCUGUUCAAGAACCGUCUGCAAAGAGGCAAGACAACAGCGCCAUAAAGAGACUAAACAACCUCGGAGAGGAGCUAAUCAUGCUGAAGAUCCACUAAUCCCGUCCAUAAAGCAGAUCAUGAGUGGCGCUUCCGGCAGCAUGGUCUUCAGGCACACCGCUAAACUGUGCAUGCACAGGAAAGAGAAGCACAGCUUAAAAUCAUAUAGGGAGACGUCGUCAGUGAGCGAGACGCAGCCGACAGCAGGCAAGCGCAGGCGAAAAAAUGCGUAUCCAUGCAGAAUAUGCGGCAAACUCUUCCUCCAUCAUCUGUCUCUAAAUGCACACUACACUGCGACUUCGUGUCUCAGUGCAAUCAAAAAAGCUCAGGCCACAGGAAACGACAGCAACUUACCAGACCACAGACCAAACGAUAAAGUAAAAGCCAGCCUGGCACAGGGCAAGACUUUACGGAAUGGUCCCGGGAGGCCCAGGCAGGAGGAGGACGAGGAGGACCUAGUAGAAGCUGAAGGAGAGUUCCCGUGCCCCUCCUGCACUGAGGUUUUUUCCCUGCAGUCGCAGCUGAGGGACCACGUGGAGCUCCACAAUGCAUCCAUGGUAAGCAGAGAGUGCAGUGUGUGCACGGAGGAGAUGGACACCUUUGAGCGGCCAGCGUCAAGGAGGCAGCGCUUCUACCACUGUGUGCCCUGUCAGGAGGGCUUCUCAGCACUGGACUCCUUCCUAGAGCACUGUCAGGAGCACCUGCAAGCCAGGGAUGAAGAGGAGGAUUGUGCCACGGAGGGCUCCAAACAUCAGGCCAGCAAAGCCUGAGGGCCUCGUUGAAUAUCUUCGGCCUUUUGACUUUUGCGGAUCAAUGAGUGGAAAGGGCUUACAAACACAAUCACUAUAAUUUGUUCCCAAUUUUAUCCACAAUGUUGAGAUUUUCCAAUGAACUUGAAAUUCAUUGUUUUUAUGCAAGGAGACAAUGCAACAUGCUAACAGAAAAAUAUCUAAGCUUGCUCACAGCGUGAAUAUUUUGGUCAAUGUUAACAUUUAAUGAGCCCAUGGUGGACCUUCACUUAGCAAGAUAAAAUUUUGAAAGGUUUUUGUAUCUAUUGAUAAUUUUCAUCAUAAUAGAGUGGAUGUGAAGCUUGACAACAUGGAAGUACACACAUAUGAUAAAAAUUGUGAAACAUAAAUAUAAGUAUUUAUUUUGCUACUAUUUCAGCCGCCAUUGUACAAAAUGCUGGUCGUUGUAUCUAAACAAGGGUUUCUUAAAGGUGUGAGUUUCCCCCAUAAUGACAGGGUGGACUGCAAUUUCAGGGACAAGUGGAAAAUAUUCACUAUGAGUAUGAAAAUAGACAUGAUCAAAAUGACUCAUUUUCUCAAUUACCUUAUGCCCAAUAAAAUAAAAUAAUAGUAUCAUUUAACCACUUAUUACACACAGUGUGGGGGACAUACCGAAAUCACGUACAUCGAUAUGAAACUAAAGAAACAUUUUAAGAGGCUGAUCAUUGCACUGCUGUGUAUGCAAAUGUUUGACCACUGAAAACAUUUUCAUUUUGACUGCGUGAUUGUGACGAGCACACCAUAGGAAGUUUAUAGUGACAUUGACCCAUUAGGUUUAUGUUCUGCUGUUGUUCUAAAGAAAAGUUACUUCGCAUGUUGGAGGUACAGUUAUGGUCACUUACUGGUCCAUGUAUUCCAGAUUUGCGACUGGACAAAAACCUGGAUUCAUGUUUGGUGCAGGUUUAUUUGAAUAUAUACAUGCAUAUCCCAGGUAAAAUGGCACCUGAAUUGUUUACAGUAUUCCAUCUUGUGACCAUUUUCAGUAUUUCUAUCCAAAUGAAUGAAUUCUUUUUAUAGAGCACUCAGUGGUGUAAACCUUUUUUUCUGGCUGUGCAGACUGUCAGUAUGUCUGACCCACCACUUGUGUGAUUUUCCAACUUAACAUUAGUAUGCGACUGCUUCUUCCUAGCUAAUGUUUCCAAACAGCUGCUGUGACAUUAUUUUCCCCACUUUUGCAACUUCUUUUUUUGUACAUUGGUUUGUGGUUCUUUGCUGCAGUCAUUAAACUGCUCUCAGAAAAUGUUGCUUGUCUUCUUAUCUGCUUAAUACUGUACUCUUUGAUUAAUUAUUUCCUUAUGUGAAGAUGAGUUUUAAAUACUUGAAUAAUUUUAGACCUCAAAGGGGAAAUGUGUUAUCCUACUGGGUGACCAUAGAAAAAUAAGGUUCAGACUAAAAAUACUUUGGAUGGAUGG
This is a messenger RNA of Phycodurus eques (leafy seadragon), 2681 nucleotides long. RefSeq lists its product as uncharacterized. The coding region runs from base 562 to 1251 and encodes 229 amino acids. The record is from RefSeq and is a predicted model, not a curated record. Lineage: Eukaryota; Metazoa; Chordata; Actinopteri; Syngnathiformes; Syngnathidae. The transcript has 2 exons.